Drosophila ananassae is the source of this 896-nucleotide messenger RNA. Its product is annotated as trypsin-1. The record is from RefSeq and is a predicted model, not a curated record. Gene Ontology annotation, molecular function: serine-type endopeptidase activity. Bases 1 to 780 code for a protein of 259 amino acids. The transcript has a single exon. Lineage: Eukaryota; Metazoa; Arthropoda; Insecta; Diptera; Drosophilidae. Gene Ontology annotation, biological process: proteolysis.
AUGGCUGGAACUAAUUUAGAACUCACCGGUUUUCUGCUCCUUGCGCUCACAACUCUGACUUUGGCGAUUCCGCCGCGACGACCACGCCUAGAUGGCCGUAUAGUGGGCGGCCAGGAGGCGAACAUUAAGGAUAUUCCCUACCAGGUCUCUCUUCAGCGGAGCUAUCACUUCUGCGGCGGCAGCCUGAUUGCCCAGGGUUGGGUUCUAACCGCCGCCCACUGCACCCAGGGCUCUGCCAUCGAAUUCUCCCAGGUACGGAUUGGCUCCUCGCGUACUGCUGAUGGGGGCAUCCUGGUCGGUAUCAAGCGGGUGCACAGGCAUCCCAAAUUCGAUGCCUAUACCAUCGACUUUGACUUUUCGUUGCUGGAGCUGGAGGAGUACAGUGCCGCGAAUAUAACGCAGGCCUUUGUGGGACUGCCCGACCAGGAUGCAGACAUUGCGGAUGGCACUCCCACUCUGGUGUCGGGUUGGGGUAACACACAGAAUGCCCUGGAGUCUGCGGCCGUACUGAGAGCAGUCACCGUGCCGAAAGUGAGUCAACUGGAGUGCACGGAUGCGUAUGGAGGAUUUGGCACCAUCACGGAUCGUAUGCUGUGCGCUGGACUCCCUGAGGGUGGCAAGGAUGCCUGCCAGGGAGACUCCGGUGGACCCCUCGCCGCCGACGGAGUGUUGUGGGGCGUCGUUUCCUGGGGUUACGGGUGCGCCAGGCCGAAAUAUCCGGGUGUCUACUCACGUGUGGCGUCCGUAAGGGAGUGGAUCGCCUCGGUCAGUGGUGUUUGAGUUUUUUUUUAUAUCCCUGGAAAGGGGAUCGGUGUUUAUAGGGCAUAUAUUUUUAAACUUUAUCAUAAUUGUAAAACGCUGGUUGCUCAAAACCUAAUAAAGGUAAAUGUACUCAA